This is a messenger RNA of Chaetomium strumarium, 876 nucleotides long. RefSeq lists its product as uncharacterized. NCBI's taxonomy places the organism in Eukaryota, Fungi, Ascomycota, Sordariomycetes, Sordariales, Chaetomiaceae. The record is from RefSeq and is a predicted model, not a curated record. The coding region runs from base 111 to 788 and encodes 225 amino acids. The transcript is spliced from 3 exons.
UUCACUGUCCCUACAGUCUCAACAUCGCCGCAUCGCAUCUAAUUAUCACUUCUGUUUUCCCAAGCGUACAUAUUAUUUUUCCUGCUCGCCCUUUAGACCAAGCCGUGACCAUGACGAUGACGGAUGAGGAACUCGACCGCGACUGGCAGCCCAAUGGCCGCCGCCCGCAAUCCACCAUUGCGCAGAUGUUCUCGCAAGAAUUGAUGGACAUCUUCCGCAUUGAAAACAGCGUCACAGACCUGGACGAGCAGGUCGACAAGCGGAAACAACAAAUUGACGCGCAGACAUCCGAACUCGAGGCUCUCGAGGCCCGUAUCCGCGAGAUGGAGAGAAGACUGAAGAUGCAAACCAACCCUGACAACCCCGGCGGCAGCGGCGCGCAGAGCGGCACGCCAGGAGGCCAAUCCCAGGCCCCUCCCGAGAAGGGCUAUUCCGCCGCCGACUUGAGCCGCGCAUGGGAGCAGCGGGACCAUCUGCAGCAGCAGAUCAAGAACGCCAGCAGGCCCGGCACAGCCCAGCAGAACCAGCCUGCCGUCCGGGGAGGACUCCCGCCGACACCUGCAGGAAGCGAAGGUGAAUUCGAGUCUCCCGUCUCCCAUCCCUCCCAACUCGUGCUCCGGCCGCGACGAGCGCGAGCGCAACCGGACCCCGGUGCCGCCGUCCCCUCAUCCUCCCCGUUGAAGGAGGGCGGCGAUUCGGACUCGAUCAAGGCCAUGUCCGAGAGCGCAAGUUGUGCUGACUAUGUGAUUGUCCCCAAGCCAGACGGUGAUCGCGAGCGGGGUGCCUAAGCCUCUCAAACGGCGGACUUUCUCUCUUUCUCUCCCGGUGGGCCGGACUACAGCACAGGAGGCUUACGGUCAAACUCCAUUACAGCGG